GAUCGGUUGGUUGGAAAAUUCAGUGCCCGGUGGACAGUGUUGUUACGGAUACACUUUUUUUUGCUUACAAUUGGUGCGGUAUCUUAUGGGAAAAUCAUCAGAGAUUGAUCCCCAGGAGUAGUCCCCUCGCCCAUCGUUUGGUUUUUAAUUUUUGGUGGCUCCUUAUGGGCGGAAACGGAGGUAUUUGAUUGGACCUGGAUGCGUAUCCGAAAGUGGACAGGACGCGACCAUGUAGCAGUCAUCGGGACAACGGAUCCUUUUUGGUGCGUGAACUAGAUUUUCCGUAGACAAGGAGGGUGGGGGAAAGCGGGCAUGUGUUAAAGGAAAAUUGGGAGGAAAACAUUUCGUAAUUGGAUUUGAAAAGUGAAUACUCGCCGUGAGCCGAAGGAUGCGUGUGAGGAAAGUUUGAAAGUGGUACUGACACGUGUUUCUCGCAAAUUUUCCGCAUAAGUGCAAGAAGUUGUGCAAGCAGGUUGGUAGAAGUGAUAAUACAUCAGUCAUUACUCAUCGCCACUGCUGGGGGCUGUCGUGCUUGAGAAAACAAAGUGGUCAAGCGAAAAUUAUGUAGCCCGCUGCUAUUCGAGGGGCCGAAGAGAAAAGGAUUACCAGUGGAUUAAAACUGCCAAUACCUUUGUACAUUUGGAUUAUCUUCGCUGGGUGAACUUUUAUUCCGUUAGGCACGCUAGCUACUAGCGAGGAAAACCUUAAGGAUAUCCAUUUCUAAUCAUCGAUAUGUGAAAAUAUUCAAACCAUUAUGAAGAAAUUGGAAAACUGUUGGAAAAAUCUACAAACCAUCAUUCGUGUUACUGACUAGUGACACCCCAAAAUCGAUCUCUCACGUAGAAAAUGACUCAAUUCCAGUCAAUUCCAGAUCCGAAAACCUACGAUAACAGUGCAAUAGCCAGUGGAGAAAAUCGAUUGUACAACCGUUGCCGUCAUCAUUGUCAUUAGAGUCACUGAAUUUCCCCUGUGGUUCGAGAGUACUUUGCAGGCCAACAAAGCAGCGGAAAAGAAAAGGGAAAAUCCGAUACAACGCCCGCGUGGAUGGGACUUGUGCUUGUUUCCGAUGUAUCGGCACGAGGUGCACGACUUAGUCAGUGGGUGUAUACCGUCGUCGUCGCUGUAAAGCGAAUCAGAAUCAGAGACGGCUCGACUCGGACGACACAACCAGCGAGAGAAGAGGCAGCAAAAAUUGCGCAGGGUAAAGGCAACUGAAGACUAAAAGUGAAACCAAUCAUCCCUACCUACAUUUAACUGCUCAGUCUCCAGGUUCGAAGAGUUACAUAGCAACAAAAUACACACAGUGCCCAGUGAUAGCCUACAGUGAGUGACGUGAGAAGAAGCAAAAAACAGCCAACGAACGUUAUUCCAUUUUAACGCCAAAAAAACGGAGAAAAUUUUAAGACAAAUAUUGAAAUUAGUCGGUAGUUGGAGAUGAUUAUAGCGUAAUCUGUUCCGAGAAAAAAGCGCAAUUACCGGCGAACAAAUAACAUUGCCAGGUAAAUCGAUUUUAGUUCCGCGGAGAUUAACCCCGCGAAUCAACGAACUCACGAGUGUUUGAUUAGUGCAGAGUAGGCAGUGAAACCGGCGCCACUCAACAACAACUCUAUUGUUUCGGCGGAUGGAUUUUGAUUGGAUGUGGUUUCUUCGGCGGGUUUCGCGUGAUAAAGUGACAAGUGAAAGGACUGGAUCCAAAACAUUCAUCCGGAGAUGAUGUGAUGUGAAUUCCUCACCGAAAAGGGGGAAGCAAAGUGCUACGGUGGCCAACAAGUGCAGUCAGUAAGUUCGGCGCCCUCGGUUGGAAACAGUAAAUAAGAAUUAGACGUGUUGAUCCGGUGGUAAUUAUCGCGUGUGUAUUGAAUUGGCGUGCCCUGGCCUGACGCAUGUGUGGUCGAAACUGUUUUGGAGACUGUUCAAAUCGGGCUUAGUAGCGUGUGCCGGUUGAAAAGACGUUGGACCAAGUGAGGAACGGAAGGGCUGCAAGUGCCACACAAAAACGAGUUGGAGAGCUAAUUCGGAUGAAAAUAUGUCAAAGGACCCCUCGCAGUCACGAAUACCACGGAUCGGCAGCACCACAAGCAGUAGCAGAAUCCCCAUUCCCGGCUCGAUUCGUUUCCCACAGACAAGGUUCCAGUCGAAAAUAUCCAAACCUUCCGGCUCGGUGAACCUUCCGUCAUCAACCCUCUUCGCCACUCCAGCUCCACCCACAGGACGAAGACUAAGACCGCCCAAAUCGUCAGCGGUCAGCAUCGUACGGUCGUACUCCGGGGACACACUAUGCGGUGAAGGCACUCCGCUUCUGCCAGCUCUAGCCGCUUCAACCCCAGCUCCGUCGUUGAAGCCCACCAGUGGAUUUGAGUUCGUCAAAAAGCUAGAGCUGGUAUCAACAGAGAAUCUACAUGACACAUUUGCCAUUCCUGCAACGCCGGCACAGCCAAGGCCAUCCAGCCAAGCCGUGGACUACAACGAUGACGUGCGGAUGCUAGUAGACGAAUCGCUGGAGCUGGUCGGUGCCGACAGUACGGACAGCAUUGUGCUAGCCCAGCAGAACCAAAACGGCAUAAACAUGCUGAAGCCGGCAUCCAGCAACGAAACCGUAACGCUUAACCGCGACGGAAACGUAACCUAUGAGGUGAAACGCAGCGAAACGUUUGUCAAGUCGUCCCAGGAGUCGCUGAAGCUCGGCGGAAGCCGAGAAUCAUUGAACCGAACGAGGGGGGCGUCGCUGGGUCAAAAUAACAGCAGUGGAGAGUCUCCAAUUCUGGACAAGACCCAUUCGAUGCUUAUUGAUUUGGGAGAUAACAAGGGAGCAUUAUGUUCAACUAUGGUCUCAAAUCGAGCGAUAAACGUCACACAAAGCAUUCCAAAUGUUACUGCAGAAAUCGAAGGUCUGCCGCACAUCAGUAGGAAGAGUUUGAUGUACCAAACACAUGAAGUGCUUAGCCCAGAUAGGCUACUCCCUGCGGAGCCUUUGGUUCCACAGCGCCCCACUAGACUGACGUUCAACUUGAACGAAACUAUGAAUAUUCUGAAUGUAUCGGAUCCCACUACAUUGAACAAGACGCAGGUUUUCAGUUCGACUAUGCAUUCACCUCUAGCAGUUGGAACAAUUGAUGACGUGCUGAAUGUGACUAGAGAUAUCCAUGGAUCCAGCUUAGUAGAUGCUAUGCAAAUGGACGUGAGUGCUGGGGAUCGCACACUUACUGCGGACGAUUUGGAUGUAGAUCGGGCCAAGUUUGGUGAAACUAUGGAUGUUGAUGAUGGCGAAGUAGGGAAGGAAAUUUUUGACCUGAGUUUAGAGGAACCGGUAUCUAUUGGGAAGGAGGAAGUGCUGAUGCGACCUACAGAGGGAAGGAGUUCCAUUCCGGGAAAACAACGUUACUCGUUUGGACUGGAUUUGACCGAGACGCUGCUGCAUGAUUGUUCGAUAGAGCUUUGCGACUCAUCGAUAUCGUCGGCAAAACCACAUUUGAAAUCUCCUGUAUCGAGCUUGACGAAACAAGGUUCGUUUGAAAUGGAUGAAAGUUUGGGAAUACUAACACCUGAUCAAAUGAAAGAAUUCCUAGACUCUACAACCACCAAUACGAACAAUACAAAUAAUUUGGAAUUGCAAUUGAAUACCGGUUCUCACAAACAUGGUCAUCAUCACUGUCGAAUUGAUCAGACUCCUUCGCCGGAAGAGCUGCCACUAGAUCCGGUUGGUGUCAAAACGGACAUGUCAGACAUCAUUCUACCAUCGGAAAUACUUUCGAACGCCGGGCCGAUUAUGUACCAGGAAAUAUCCCAAACUGAUUCAGAUUCAAAAACGGAUCAGAUGACAAAAUCCGCCACUUCGAAGGUAUCCAACAGUUUCAUCACAAGCAUAACAAGCAUCACCAGUUUGGAUACCGGCUACCAAGGGGACGGUGAAAUGUCUCGUCCGGCUAGUCGUGGUGCCGAUCACUCUCCAUCGAACGGACCAAGAAUGAAAAAUCAAGCAGCGGCUAUAUGGAAUGGUCCUGUUGCCCAACCCGCUCCGGUACCACGCCGACCGGAUCCGAUGACUGAUAGUGACUUUUUCACCGAAAGUGAUGCCGAUGAUGUGUUGAAUCGUGGAGAUCGAAGGGCGCAGAUAAUUGACGGGCAACUGUAUGGACCGAUGAUGCAAGGGGCUAAUGUAUUCAUAAAUCAACAGCCGCAAAAUGAUGAUUCGUGCAUGGAAUCGAGCGGUAUCUUUACGGAUGUGGAGAAUCGCGGGGAGGAUGAUCUCGUGCAUAGAAGGUCUGAGAACGAAGACCGGUUGGAGCGUGACGACGACGAUGAGCAUUCCAUCAACGGGGUAGGUCAACUGGUUGCAGAUAGCGAUAUGAGCCCCGAUGUUUCAACUGAUACGAUCAGUAGCAGCAACACAGCAUGCAGUCAGAAAAAGCUGGUUCCGCUAAAGGCGGGGAAAACUGAAGGCGGUGCUAAUUGUUUACAAACCACUCCAAUGGUUCCACCAAUGAACGCAAACGACUCAUCACCUGCUGGAGUCGAGGAAUCAAACGCGGAGAAUCGUCACCAUGAAGCUGACGUCAACAAACAUGUUGUCACUCCCUCGUUAAGUGGUGGCGCCGCGGUUGCUGAUACAAACACGUUGCACCAAAUCCAACCGUCACCGUCCGGAGCCUCUUUAGUGAGCGACGCUGACAGCGAGAACGGCGUCGGUGCUGGUAGUGUUGGUGGAGCGGCUAGUAAAGUCGAGAGCGCUGCCACCAACGUCCGAGCAGGGCCAAACGCAAGCAGCACCGACAGUUUGUCUGGCGCGCCCGUCGGUAGUGGAGGUAGUAUCGUCGGUAACAAUGUCGGUUUUAGUGGCAAAAAGCCCGGCUCCAGUCGUAAACAGCAGAAAAACGAAUCGAAUUUGGUGCUGAAAAAGCAUGAGAUGUCGUCGCGUUCGGCGGUUAAGACGCGCCUUUUCAAGGAGAGCGCCGUUUCGAAAUCGUCGCAGUGUGUCGUCGUCGGUGGUAGUGCCCUGAAUCUGGACGUCGAGAGUGAGUGUCAUGAAAAUCAGGAAAACAAGCGUCCCACCAGUGCAAAUCGCGGUGGCUGUGGCCCACGUGCCAGUGCUAGUGUUGGAAAUUUGAGCUUUACGAAAAAAUCAGCCACCCCGAACAAAUGGGACGCAGUGAUGAGUAAAAUUGCCGAGAAUAAGUCCGUGAUCAAGAAGAAUUUCAGUGAUGUGAAGUCGAAAAUCAGCUGCGGCAAGACGGUGGUGUCGACGUCGUCCUCGUCGGUGGCGCUGGGGCGUCGGUUGGAUUCACCGGCGUCGCUCAAAAGUCCACCGUCGGAAUGCAGCAGUAUCGGGAAUCGGAGCAUCGGUGCCAUUCCGAUGAGUGGCGGCGGCGGCGGCGGUUCUGGCGGGAAGCGAACCAUUUCCGGAUCGGUGAAGCGCAGUCGCACCCACAGCAAAGACAGCCAUCAAAGCUCACAGAGUGACAUCAGCUUGACGGACGGAUCACCGAAGCUGCAGACCAAAGUUUCCAGCAUACGACCAGCCAAGAAACGAGAUGUGCGCACAAUCAACUCGUCGUCCAGUGAUUUGGGUCCACCGUCGAAAACCGUUGGGAGCAGCAAUGGCACUGCUGCUGCUGCUGCUAUCGCAGCUACCAACAACGAGAAGCAACAUCAACGAGCGAACCUCCGAACGGGAACCACAUUGCAGAAACGCAUUUCAUCGCCCGGCAGUGUGGCAAACAGCAACACAAUACCGUCGAUCAUUCCAGAGCAGCUGAAAGGUUCACCACCGCCACCGAAGCGCAAUCUCAUCGCAAAGCGAACGCUUGCCACGCCUGUGUCCACCGUGGUGAAAUCACCGCUGAAAGAUCACAACCGCUUGGUUGGCCCGACACCGAAUGCCAAACAGCAGCCCGGAGCGAAUUCCCCGAGAACGCAGACAAAGACCUUGAUCCGAACCCACCCGAGUCCAGUGACGCCACCCACAAACACGACGACGUCAAGUCCGAAGAGCAACAACAGCAUCAACAAUAACUCCAUCACCAGCAAUGGUACCACGCUGAAAAAUGUUGCCAACAUUCAACGCAACGGAACCAUUAUCCUGGAGAAGACCGGCUCGCCUCUGAUUCUGGACAGAGGGCGGGGUGGGGGAGCCGGUGAUGGGUCGCCACCGACAAUCGGUGGACUCGGACAGAAGAUUGUUGGCAGCAGCAACGAGACGAAGCUGGCCAACGGUUCCGCCGUCGACGGACGCCAUGUGGACUCGUACCGCAACAACAAUUUAGUCGAUAUUAGUUUGCUCAAUCAUGCCAACCGGAGCGUGGAGGCGCUGGGAGUUUUAGUACAAUACUUAGUUUUUAAUCUGGAUGCCUUUUCCUGUCCCACUAUCAAAAAGUCCCAUCAGAAGACCACUCAUGACCUGCUAGAGACCAAAUCAAUGCUCGAUGAGGAGCGCAGCACGUGCCAGUCGCUCAAGCAGCAGCUGCUGGAGAACACCGAACGGGAAGCAGAACUACAGGAACUGCACCGAUGUGAAAUUAGUAAAGUGGAAACCUGUCUCAGCGAGCAGCAACGCUCGGCUGCCGAUCGGAUCACCGCCCUGGAAGCGGCGCUACUCCGGCAGGAACUGGAAUCCGAUGACAAGUUGCGGAUCACCACGGAUCAAUUUGAGUUUCGUUUGGCCGAAAAAGAAGCGGAGCUCAAACAAUUGCAGAACCGGGAGCAGGACCUGCUGCAGCGAAUAAACGCCCUGUCCUGUACCGAGAAUGAGCUCCGCGAAAAGGUGCACUCCAGCGAGCUAGAGUUUAGCGAGCGCCUGCAAGUCGCAGCCCUGCGCGAACGUGACCUUAACGAUCAGCUCAAGCAGCUGAACCGACAGAUGGAGGAGAUGCGCAGGGCGGCGGAAACACGCGAGAUGGAAUUGGAGGAGAAGAUCAGCCUGGCGCAGGACGAGUGCACCGUGCUGCGGCAUAGCCGGAAUUCGCUGGAACCAUCGCCGCCCCAGGAAGAUCAUGAAUCGUCGCAGCGCUCGUCCCUAGGUGGAUCGUUUGCGGCGGAUCAUUCAUUCUCGGGAGCUCCGCUGCAGACGAAUCGAUCGUCGGGAAAUCUCAGCCAAGCGCAGGUGCUGCAGGAUGAGGUGAACAGUUUGAGGUGCGUGUUGGACCUGAAGCAGCGGGAGAUUUCCGACCUGCGGAAGCAGACGCAAGAGUACGAACGCGAUGCCAAGGAGCUGCCCAGUGCGUUGGUAAAAGUCUCCGCCCUGGAGUCGAGGAUUGAAGAUCUGCAGGUGCAACUGAAGACGAAAUCCGAGGAGGAGAAAGAGCUCCAACAGAAGCUAAAACUUCUCCAGGAUAACCUGAAGCAGGAAAGCAAAACCAAAACCCGUUUGUCGCAGCACAACGAGGAACUGCAAUGGAAGCUGAAACAGAACUCGGAAAAGUUCUCCCACGUGUACGCCGAGCUGUCCAAGAGCUACCACGACAAUUCCAGCUUCAUGAACGCAACCCGGGCCAGUUUGGAUCCGCCGACGAUGACGCAGGUGAACCACAGCCGAUCCAGUGCCGGUUCGGAACGGGUGUUCGAGAUGGACGACCUCUCGCCGCCGACUUCGCCGGUCAUCAAGGGCGUAGUCGAAAAGAGCGAUUCGGUUUCCUGGGUACUGGAGAUGGACGAUGAACCGCCGGAAAUCUCCGCUUCGCGGAUGGUUCGCCGGGCGGGUUCCUUUCGGUCGUCAUUUGCAAGCGCUGGCGGCGCUGCUGCCGCCACUCCGGAUGUGAAACGGCAGAGAUGCUUCAAUGCCUCUCUGAACGGUAUUCAGCAGUCCAGUUCGGUGGGAUCGAUUUUAAAACAACAGCAAGAUACAUCACCAUCCAAGGCGGGUUCGCCCAGUACCCCUAGGCUGAGGUCCAAGUCCGUGAGCAUUAAGGCAGCUACCGAACCACCAAAGAAGAUUGUGCGCUCGAAUUCGGGCGCUUCGUCGUCGGCGGUUUCAAAACCCAUCCGGAUGGCGGAGAUGCCUCUGUCGUGGAAGGAACCUCCACUGUACAGCAGCUCACCGUACGCUCACAAGAGGUUUCUGAACGAGCGAAUGGAAAACGGUAUCAGUAAGUCGUUUCGAGACGGAAAAGAUUUAUUUCUCGAAGAAACGGAAUUUCUAGGCGAUAUGGGAGGCGAAAGCCCUUACACAAGGAGCAGGGCCGGUUCGUUUGGAGAAGGCCCCGCUGAGGGAGCUUCGGAGCAACCAAUUGAGUUUUUUCACCGAGACAAAACCCCAAAUUUUAAGAAAAGUAAAGAGAACCGGGGUCUGAUAACUUGUGAUACGACGGCGCUGACGGAAUACGGAAGUGACACUCCCGUGCACAAGAAACGGCGCGAGUUCGCACGAAAAAAUCUUACCGGUAAGAACAACUCGUUACCAAAGGAAGCGGCAGGAGAGGCACUUGUAUCCGGAUCGAACUCGGACGACGAGGGAUCGUCGUCGUCUUGCCUAUCGGAUGACCUCUCGUCUGGGGGAAGCAGCACCAGUAGCGGAAGCAGUAGCAGUAACUCUUCCAGCACCGGUGGUCCGUCCUCGUCAUCUCGGUCGUCAGGUGAGGCCAGGGAGGCGCUGGUGCAGCAUAAAGACGACCGGCAGAACCGCGGGGCAAUGUCCAGCGAAGAUCCUCUAUUGCAGAAAAUCGUUGCUAGUCUGAACGGAACCAUUUCCAAUAACGAGGGCAAUGAUACGCCCAUGGAAGUCAGCUGGUCCGAGGACGGAGAUCCGUCGGAGUCGAUCGUAUGACAAGACGAUGAUAGCUUUUAAAAUGUUGCAGCAACGUGGGACGUUCCCUCGUUUUCUAUGUAAUUGAAAAUUCGCUGACUGAUGGCUUCGAUAGUUCGAAACGAUGGUCGUCAUCCUGGUUUUUUAUUAUACAGUAGGUUCUGUUUGUUUUACACAGUUAGUCAGGUUAAUCAGUUGUUAAAUGUAUAAUUUUCUGUAUUUAUAUGUAACAGUCAGUAAAGGAAUGGUUUUGCAAGCGAGAGGAAAGGCCCGUUGAGAUUGAGAGAGAUUUGUUCUUUGUUUUUUUUUUUCAGUUUAUUUCAUUUCAUUUUAACGAGUAUCUGUUCAUUGGCAUGUUUGAGUUUGUGCUUAGUGAUCCAACUAUUGGAGGCAGCAGAUUAUAAUAUGUAUCAAUAUUCAAAAUAACAGUCAGUCACAGCGGUUGAGAGAUUUGUGUUUUUGUAACUAUUAGGCGAUAUAUGCAGAGCAGAAUAAAAAUAAAAUGGGAAGAAAGAUGUGUUAUUAGAAGAGUAAGAUUUUUGGUCGAUUUCCACUUGGAGAGUCACCGUUCGAAGAUAAUACAAAACAAGCUCGUUCAAGCGAACAAGUAAUUGUCCUUUGGCAGAAAAAAUAUUUAAUUGUUACUAGACUUAUAAGAGAGAAUUUAAUCCAGAAUGUGAAAACUUUUGUCAAAGCUAAUAAAAAAAAUCAAAAGCAGUUUGACCCCUAUUUGUGUAUAAAAUUGACUAAUCUUUAGGAAAGCGGAGAACCAUUUGUGAAGCGAAGGCACCGUAGAAAACCUUUUGAACCAGCAGAGACAGCAGGAGUUGAUAACAAAAUGAUGAAAAUUUGGUGCUCAUUUGGAAUUUGCGCAGUCGCGUGCUUAUGCAUUCGAUGCGCUACACUCCUUAUAUAAGAAGGAAAACUUAUUCGCAUAUUGUGUAGUAGUUUGUAGUGAAAGUUUACUAAAAAGAAAUCACACACAAUAAUGGAUAUACUUAACCCCCUUUUGGAAUCUUUGGAUGAGGAAUAAUCAAAUUAAAUUUUUUAUUAGCAAGCAAGAACUUGAGAAUAAAUUGGAACCAACUUGUAGCGUUUUAUCUAGAUAUGUGCGACACUUUUCCAUUUUGCAUUACGCAGAGAUAAUAAAGGUUAUUUUUCUGUUUGAAUUACGUUCUCAAGACACUACUAAUCGUUGGCUCAAUGCAAUUAUGCUAUGCAAUCCGGUUAUGUUGGCCUCUCCUCUUUUAGUGAGUAUGUCAACAAGCCGGAAUCAUAUAUGUUCUCAGUUUUGAAGACGUCUGAGGAAUGGCAAGCCUCGGCUAGGGAAGAAAUGAUACUAGCAAAGAGCAACACGCGAUACGAGAGAAAUGAUCCAUUUAUUUACAAAUCUUAAAAUUAUUGAAGUUAGCUGAGCGGGAGUUCUGAUGUAUGAUAUUACAUUUAUUGAUAUGAUGAAGCAUUGAUAUGACGAUGCCGAUAGCUGACCCAGAGUCAGGCAGACCGAUUAAAAUACCUACACAAACACACAUUCAGCUAGCAGUUUAUGCAACUAAAACGUGAAAUGAGAUAAUUAAUUGAAAACAGUGACACACAAUAAACUGAAAAUAUGGACAUAUUAA
Messenger RNA from Armigeres subalbatus, 10356 nucleotides. RefSeq lists its product as uncharacterized. Gene Ontology annotation, cellular component: nucleus; cytoplasm. The coding region runs from base 2027 to 8755 and encodes 2242 amino acids. Gene Ontology annotation, molecular function: microtubule binding. The record is from RefSeq and is a predicted model, not a curated record. The transcript has 11 exons. NCBI's taxonomy places the organism in Eukaryota, Metazoa, Arthropoda, Insecta, Diptera, Culicidae.